Messenger RNA from Scomber japonicus (chub mackerel), 1752 nucleotides. RefSeq names its product sperm-tail PG-rich repeat containing 2 (gene stpg2). The transcript is spliced from 13 exons. Bases 1 to 1752 code for a protein of 583 amino acids. NCBI's taxonomy places the organism in Eukaryota, Metazoa, Chordata, Actinopteri, Scombriformes, Scombridae. The record is from RefSeq and is a predicted model, not a curated record.
AUGUAUGGGCGAGCUCCCCGAGUCACCCUCUUGACAACAAGUGGAAACCUUUGUGGAACACCAUCUACAGUUGGCCCCGGAUCGUACGAAGUCACCCGAGGCAACUUUAAAAUAACAGAUGGCUAUGCUCCUUUCUUGUCCUUGACCAACAGACCGUCUCUAUUCAGCAAGUCCGGAGAGAGGAUACCAGCACCUGGAGAGUAUGACUACUCACCUGUUAAGCUAAAAGUUCACGGUGGCUGCAGUCUUCAGAACCGUUCCAGGCGUUUUGAGAAGGUUGCAUCAGAGGUUCCGGGCCCCGGGGCCUACGAUGUUCUGCCUGUCUCAGGAAACACGCUAUGGCCAAUGACUCCUGAUGCAGGGCAGUCUAAGAAGCUUGGCAGGAAAAUGGCUAAAAGUCUCCGGCUGGUUCGUCAGUCAGAUAUCCCAUCCAUUCCUUCCCCGGGCCAGGCCUUUGGCUAUGAGGAGGACACCCUGGGUGUGCUCCACAAGCAGCGGCCUCCACCCAGGGAUACAACCCUGGGGCCAGCCUACUACAAUCCACUGCUGUCAGAGAGGAGUACUGCACAGAAGUAUAAAGGUGUCCACUUUGGCAACAUGACAGGGAAGAGAGGUGAGGUGCUAGUGGAGGAGGGACCAGGUCCAGGACAAUAUUACCCUGCGAUAGUCCCAGAAACACAAUAUGUGAAUGUGAACCUUCAAAAAGAGCAGAAAGGCAGAACGGAGCUUAUCGUCCCUCGUUACCAUGAACUGGUGCCCAAGCAAGAGGAAAAGAAGGCAAUUCCUGGUCCAGGCCAGUACCACAUCAGAGGUCAAUUUGAAAAGCCUGUGAAGUCCAGUCGCACCAUGCAGAAUGUAACUAGCUCCUUCCUCUCUCAGACUGAGAGGUUUAACCCUGUGAAAGAAGUGGCUCCUCCUGUUGGUGCAUAUAACGACCCACGCUGUGCUCUGGAGCUGUUGAAGAGGACAACAGGAGUGAAGAAAAGUCCAUUUGGCCUCACUGCAGUGCGCUUUACUCGUAAUGACAAAAAAUCCUCUAUACCCGGUCCAGGUUCCUACAAUGUGUUUGACUAUGGUUUAGCCCAGGACAGUUUUAAAAAGGCAUUUUUUGAGAGAACCAGGAAGGGAGGCUUUGGCUCCACUGUUCAGCGCAACUCCAUCUUUCUCAACAAGGAAUCGAUAGAGGCCCCAAGUCCAGGACAGUAUGAGACAAAAAUGAAGACAGAGGAAGACUACAAAAAGCAGCACACAGCUGUAUUCAAAUCAGUCACAGAACGUCUUGCAUCAUCCCUGCUGGCUAAAGAUUCCCCUCCACCCAACAGUUAUGAUGUGGUUAAGGCAUUUGAGAAAGCUAAUGGCAACUCCUUCUCAGAACCCCGGAAUGAGGGAGCCAAGAGACGACAAACCUGCUUUCUCUCAGCUGCACCACGGGAUGAUCUCUUUUUACAAUGUGACCCCAGUAUACCAGGCCCUGACCGGUACAAGCCCAGUGUAAACUCCCUCUCUCAAAUGGCUCUAAUCACCUCCAAAGAAGAUCGAUUCAAAGUCUCAGUAAACACCAACCCUGGGCCUGGAUCUUAUCAGCUGAGUCCAGGCAUCAUGAACACGGUGCUGAAGGGCACCUUCAACGUGACACUCAGCAACCCUCUGUGUCCCUCCUGUUCCACCCACAUAGCCCCCGGCCCGAUAACAGCACACAAUACCAUUAAUGCUGUCUCACCCAACACCUUCAUCUCCAGCAACACUUCCUAG